AUGGAUGGUGGUGAAGAUUCACCUGAAAGUCUAAGUGUCAAUGCAACGGCUGUAUCAAGUUCUGAUAAUGCAGAGCCAAGUGCCUCACAGACUGGAGCACUAUGCGAUUCCCUUGAGAAAGGCGGGCAGAAAGCAAACGAAACAGAGGUUGAUGAAUCCUGCACAACAAAAAAGCGGCCUCACAACAGCUUCAUUGAAUAUUACUUGAGCAAAGGAUUGGAUGAAGAAAGGGAAAAUAUGGGGAAAAAGAAAUUGAAGGCUCCAAAGAAUGUUGCAAAGCAGUGGAAGUCACUCCCACAGGAGGAGAAGAGACCAUUCCAAGAUGCAGUGAAGGAUGCUUGGAAGAAUCAUGCUAAAGAGAGAGGUGAGCGCCCUGAAGUACCAAAGAAGGCAUAUCUUGAUUCCCGGUGUUCGUUAAGAAAGUUUGCAGCAGUUGUCAAAAUGUUUGAUCAAGAUCAGAUUCAAGCAGUUAGCACCCUUGGACUUGCUGGGCUCUUGCAUAUUAAAAAGCAAAAAAGGAAGUUCCAAGUUAUUGAAGAUCUCGCUGCUAGGUUUGACAUAAAAUCUUGUGAGUUAGAGGUUCAUGGUGGGAGAUUGAAAUUAACUCCUGGUGGAGUUGAGUGGCUGUUGGGUCUGCCGUCGUCUGGGCUUAGCGUGGAGCAAUUUAUUGGCAGUGAUGAGGAUGUCCGCAUAAUGUAUAAUCUUGGUUCAGAUCGAAUUCACGCUGGUCAGCUAGGGGAUAGUUUGGCUUCAAUACCAGCCAGUCCUGAGUUUCAAGCAAAAUUCCUUUUGUAUGCCAUUUCCACUGUGAUCCGGCCUAGUACAUCUGUAUAUGUAAGUCCAUCAUGCUUUGGCAUCUUGAAAAAUCUCUCAAUUGUCUGUGCUCUCAAUUGGGCAAAAUAUGCAUUGGAGGGCCUUGUUAGUGGAAUUAAGAAAUAUCGUGAGACUGAUUUCACUCCUAGCAAAGCUAAGCGCCUGACUGGGUGUCUUCUCAUUUUAGAGCAUGUCAAUGUUGGCCAAAUAAAAUUACCAAGAGCGAGUGGAUUAGCACCUCGGAUUCGGGAUUGGGAUGAAGAUGCUAAAAGUCUCGUGUUCGAGAAGGUAUACAAGCUUGGAGGUAUGGACAGUGAUAAGGUUGAACUGGUUAUGAGACAUGUUUCCGCUCCCAGUAGUAUGCCAUCAUGUGGUGUUACGGUUGCAAAGAACGGAGAACUUACCGAAUUGCGUAAAGAUAUGGCGAAGCUUCGAGGGGAUGUAAUGUUUUACAUGGAGAAAAUGGGUGCUGACAUGGCUAACUUUAAGGAGACUGUUCUGUCGGCAAUUGCUGGGAAGCAAGUGUUUCUACUUGAACCAUCAGCACAUACACUUCCUUCACAUCCCAAUCAUGACAGUCGAGAGGCUGAACAGGAUGUCACAGAAAUUCCUACUGAGGUGAUACCAGAGCAAACUGUCCAGACAUCACCUGGGCAAACGCCUACAGAUUUAGGCUCGCACAAGGGCAAGUUGCAAGGGUUUGUUUCGUGUUCUGGACAGCCUUGCCUGGCUGCUUGGAAGGAUUCUGUCGAUCCCCAUUCCAAAGGGAGCAUUGUUUCAGAUGGAGCUGAAGAAAAAAAGGUUGACAUUUGA
Molecule: messenger RNA, 1626 nt
Organism: Dovyalis caffra
Lineage: Eukaryota; Viridiplantae; Streptophyta; Magnoliopsida; Malpighiales; Salicaceae
Source: the annotation of a GenBank genome assembly